CGGGACACGUCAGGAAUCAGAAGACGCCUAUAAGACAUUUUUGCGUUGCACCCUCGCUGCCGGCCUCGCUGCCGCAUUGCCGAGGGCAGCCGGGGGCAGCAUGGAGCCGGCGUCGAGCGCCCAGCGCCGAACGGCGCGCCUCGACGCACGCGCGGCGCGCGCGGAGCAACGGGGCAGCCGGGGCAGCAUUGGGUCUGGAUACGGCAUCGCGCCCUACCGCGUCGAGUGCCCCACGACCAUCGAGCCCCACCCUCUCUUUUCAUUCCAGGGCCGCGAGCCCUGCCCGAUCUGCCUCGACGACCUCAGUCUGGCCCCGGCCGUCGCGCUGCCGUGCAGCGCGCGGCACGCGUUCCAUGUGAAGUGUCUGAAGGAGGUCGUGACGCGCGCUCCGAAUCCGACCUGCCCGAAUUGCCGUUCGCCUUUCGUACCCACCCUGCUCUACGCAACAGACGGCGCCGCGCGGCGCGGCUGGCACCUCGCAUCGCCCUCCAAACAGGCCGUGCCGACGUGGGUGCCCGUAUCACCACGCGACGCCAGUCCGGAGUCGGACGUCGAACGCCUCGCAGCGGAGUACCGCGCGGCGCGGCCCGAGUCGCCGCCCCUCGGCCCCCUCGACCUCGCCGCGUCGCCCCUGCUGCGGGCCCUCGCGGACGCGGACCGCUUCGGCGGCCGCGUCGUCAGCGAGGAGUUCGAGGCGGCGGCCCGCGAAAGCAUGUCGGUCUGUGCGGGGUCUUUCCUCGUGUGAGCCCUCUCUGGCUCUUCCCCCAUCCGCGUAUCUUCCAUGCGCCCCAGCCCGUGUUUAACUUAACUUUAGUCUCCUUGCGGCGCUGAUUCUUGG
Messenger RNA from Pelagomonas calceolata, 838 nucleotides. Lineage: Eukaryota; Pelagophyceae; Pelagomonadales; Pelagomonadaceae. The record is from the annotation of a GenBank genome assembly.